AUGCCAAGUGAUCGAGACACUCUUCUAAGCUUCGGAUUCGAUCCAGCACGGAUUGAUUGGGCAUUGAAGGCAACGGCUGGGCGGGGUUUGCAGCCUGCUAUGGAUCACAUACUAGAGAACGAAGGAAAGCCUAUUCCUGAGACGGUCACCUCUACAGGUGAGGACGCAAAGGGCAACAAUGAUGAAGAUGAGGACAUGAAGCUGGCGCUCAGCAUGUCCCAAGAGGGUCAAGAAGCAAAGUCCAUCAAAUGCACAGAGUGUGGCAAAGUAUUCCGUAAUACCGCCAUGGCGGAAUUUCAUGCUGAAAAGUCUGGUCAUGAUCAAUUCGAGGAGAGUACAGACGAAAUCAAGCCAUUGACCGAGGAGGAGAAGAAACAAAAGCUUGCCGAGCUAAGACAAAAGAUGGCAGAGAAGCGAGCGAAGAAGAAUGAAGCGGAAGCUGAAGAACGCAAAGCCAACGAGGCUCUGAGGAGAAAGGCUGGAAAGGAUGCAGGCCAGAUUCGGCAAGAACUACAGCUCAAAGAGGCCAACAAAGAAGCCGAGCAGCGGAAAAAAGAGAAACUUGAUGAUGCAAAAGCUCGAGCUGCAGUUAAAGCCCAGAUCGAAGCUGAUAAGAAGGCAAGGGCUGAAAAAGCAGCGAAGGAGAAGGCGCUGCGAGAGGGUCAGGCCUUGCCAGUGGCGUCCACCUCUACCGCGAGUUCGCAGCCUGCUGCCGCACCAGGAGCCAAGAAGGAAUAUCCUGAGACGAGGCUCCAGCUCCGACUCUCCACUGGUGGCGCCCCGUUGACUGUAACCCUGCGUAGCGAACAGACAUUGCAAGAUGUUGCCGAAUACGUCGCCUCGCAGUCCCUUAGCUUUGACGUAGAGACAGUAAACUUUGCAACGACAUUCCCGAGAAAGGUAUACACUCGUGCGGAUUGGAGCAAGACGCUCAAGGAACUUGGACUGACUCCUUCUGCGGUUCUUAUGGUCUCCUAG
This is a messenger RNA of Serendipita indica DSM 11827, 978 nucleotides long. The record is from the annotation of a GenBank genome assembly. Lineage: Eukaryota; Fungi; Basidiomycota; Agaricomycetes; Sebacinales; Serendipitaceae.